This is a messenger RNA of Vigna radiata var. radiata (mung bean), 1523 nucleotides long. RefSeq names its product mitochondrial phosphate carrier protein 1, mitochondrial. The coding region runs from base 309 to 1367 and encodes 352 amino acids. NCBI's taxonomy places the organism in Eukaryota, Viridiplantae, Streptophyta, Magnoliopsida, Fabales, Fabaceae. Gene Ontology annotation, molecular function: phosphate transmembrane transporter activity. The transcript has 6 exons. Gene Ontology annotation, biological process: mitochondrial phosphate ion transmembrane transport. The record is from RefSeq and is a predicted model, not a curated record. Gene Ontology annotation, cellular component: mitochondrial inner membrane.
GGGGGUAUUUGCGAGAUGGACUAGCUUCUUCGGAAAGGCCAAUGAGGUUCCAACUAAACAGGGUAUAAGGUUUUGAAUUGGGUUUUACAUUUCAUUGGAAUCAGAUUCAAACUGCAGCGUGUCGCUCUGACAACCUUAAAUUUUGUGUCUUUCUCUGCCAGAAACGUAUGAAGGGUCAAAAUGGCUGCCCUUUUUCUCCUUAGUGGCUGGUUUUCGAAACACGUGUAGAAGAAAAAAUGGGGUUGGGGUGUGGGUUUUAUGCUAAAGUUAUCAACUUUCGUCGUUUUGGGGGGCUUUGAGAGAGUGACAUGGUCAUGGAGGGAAGAGUCAGUGAGGAUUUAACGCCCAGGUAUUAUGCCCUUUGUGCCAUUGGAGGAAUGCUCAGUGCUGGCACCACCCACCUUGCCAUCACUCCUCUUGAUGUAUUGAAAGUGAACAUGCAGGUGCACCCAAUUAAGUAUUACAGUAUUUCCUCUUGCUUUACUACCUUAUUGAGAGAACAAGGGCCUUCAGUCCUUUGGAAAGGUUGGACUGGCAAGUUCUUUGGCUAUGGUGCUCAAGGAGGGUGCAGAUUUGGUCUCUAUGAGUAUUUUAAAGGGGUUUAUUCAAACGUAUUGGUAGACCAGAACAAGAAUUUUGUUUUCCUUCUCAGUAGCGCGUCCGCUGAAGUGUUUGCCAAUUUAGCUCUAUGUCCAUUUGAAGCUGUUAAAGUGAGGGUUCAAGCACAACCCUGUUUUGCUAAGGGCUUGUUUGAUGGCUUUCCAAAGUUAUAUGCGUCAGAAGGCACACGAGGAUUCUACCGUGGACUAAUUCCACUUUUGGGUCGAAACAUUCCAUUUUCCAUGGUUAUGUUCUCAACAUUCGAGCAUUCUGUUGAUUUUUUGUAUCGAAAUAUGGUCAAAAGAAAAAAGGAGGACUGUUCAAUAGGUCAACAACUUGGUGUGACAUGUUUAGCUGGGUACGCAGCUGGGUCUGUUGGUAGCUUCAUUUCUAAUCCUGCUGACAAUAUUGUAUCUUCUCUAUAUAACAGAAAGGCUGAUAGUCUUGCACUGGCCAUCAGAAAUAUUGGGCUAGCCAAUCUAUUUACCAGGAGUCUUCCCAUUAGAAUGUUGCUGGUUGGUCCUUCUAUAACUUUGCAAUGGUUUUUCUACGACACCAUCAAAAUUUUAGGCCAACUAGUGGUGAAGUUACAACUGAUACGAAAGGAGGUGGGAGAGCCUAAGAUUAAGAAAAAAACAGAAAUUUGCAGUCACAUUUUUCAGGCUGACUUGGAUGAUUGCAAGUCAUUUUAUACUAUGUAUAGGAUUACUUUUGCGGUAGCUUUAGUUUACUGUCACCAUGUAGUCUGUUUUAAUUUUUCAUCAUAGGUUUUCAUUGAUGUCUUUGAUAUUUACCUUCCUAAAAGAACGAGGAGCUCGUUUAUAUCGUUAAGUCUACUUAGCAUACUGAGAGUUGUGUAAUAAAAAGAGAAAACACAGAUUUAAUACAAUACUUGUGCUGCCAAUUUACCAUUCAAGGUUCUA